CCUCUCAAAAUUAAUUAAAUAUAUCAGAUGACGGAACACCACGACCACCUCCCGAGUCCCAAUUGAUAGCCGGAGCAGAAGAAGAAGAAGAAGAAGAUGGCUUCCAAAGAAGAAGAGCAAAAUAUCUGCCAAAAAGGAGAAGGAAAAGAGCUCGACGAAGAAGAGAGCGAAGAAGAUGAGGAUGACUUGACUACACAUCAACUCGAAGAUGACGACGAAGAUGAUGACGAAGAAGAAGAUGAGGAGGAGGAGGAGGAGGAAGAAGAAGAAGAAGAAGAAGAAGAAGAAGAAGAAGAAGAGGAAGAAGAAGAAGAGGAUCUCCACUCUCCUUCUCCUCCUUCCACCUCUUCUUCAUCCCAACACAACACAAACAAGGGCACGCCUUCUACCGCCCCUAUUGAAAACCCUACCACCUCCACCUCCGUCCCUGCCCCUGCCCCCGCCCCCACUGCUACCACCAUCACUGGUACCUUUCCGAAUUGCUCCGUCCUCGAAACUCCACCUGUUACCGACACGUCUCCCGACCCCAAGCGUCAACGGACCACCGAAGCCUCCGCUGCAACAAAAGAGAAGAAACCCGCCGUUUUCGAUGACUCUCGCCGUCUGUUCCAGCGAUUGUGGACUGACGAAGACGAGAUCGGCCUCCUACAGGGCUUUCUCGAAUACACGAUACAGCGAGGAAAGCAAAAUUCCUCGCAUCACCAUGACACGGCUCCCUUCUAUGACCAAAUCAAGACUCGAUUACAGCUCGAUUUCAACAAGAACCAGCUCGUCGAGAAACUCAGGAGGUUGAAGAAGAAAUAUAGGAACGUCGUCAGUCGGAUCAGCUCUGGUAAAGAUUUCUCCUUCAAGAGUCCCCACGAUCAGGCUACGUUUGAGAUCUCUCGCAAGAUCUGGAGCGGCGUUGCCGCUAGAAGAGGAGGGGUCGACGAAGGCGGAUUGGAAGAUGAUGAAGGAAACCCUCAUAACAAUAACAACAACCACCACAACAACAAGAACAUCCGCAAUCUUGACGACAAUAGCAAUACUAACAACAAUGGUCUCGAUACUAAUAAUUCUGAGAAGGCGGUCCCGACUCCGAGAUCCCGAAAGCGGUCUCGUAAAAGGGGGCCGGAGGAUAACUUAGCCAACUAUCAAGGAACUUCUUCGGUCCACAAUGUUAUCGAAGAUACGGUGAGGAGUUGCCUCUCACCUCUGUUUAAAGAAUUGCUCUAUUGCGCCAUCAGUGGACCUUCAAACGCUGGAGGAUAUGCUGGUCAGGCGUUGAAUCCGCUUCCUUUGAGUUUUGUGGGUAAUUCCAUUAACAUUUCUAAAGAGGACAUGGUUGAUGAGAAGUGGAGGAAGCAGCAAAUUUUGGAACUGGAGGUUUAUUUGAAGCGGAUUGAGUUGAUACAAGACCAGAUCAAAUCAGUGAUAGAAGAGCUGAAAUCGAUGGGAAGUUGACAGGAGUCUUUCUUGGAUGCGGGCUACCAUUUGUAAGUCUUCGGCAAUCUGCUUAUUUAUUAACUUUCUUGGUCCAUGAUCCUUGUUUAAUAUUGUUGCAAGCUGCGACAGUUUGAAUUUCUUUGUUUAAGCGACGUCCUAGAACAAACAGUUCAAAAAUAACAUUUUUUUCCCGGUGUCUAUGUUCAAUACAUGUUCGUUUCAACUAUGUAGUUUAUGGUUUGAUAAAUAGAGUUGGAGAAAUUGAAGCAGAGGAUUUGGGCUAAAUGUUUAGUUUACAUAGUUCUUUCUUAGCA
Messenger RNA from Nelumbo nucifera (sacred lotus), 1739 nucleotides. Its product is annotated as putative transcription factor At3g04930. Lineage: Eukaryota; Viridiplantae; Streptophyta; Magnoliopsida; Proteales; Nelumbonaceae. The record is from RefSeq and is a predicted model, not a curated record. Gene Ontology annotation, cellular component: nucleus. Gene Ontology annotation, biological process: regulation of DNA-templated transcription.